Molecule: messenger RNA, 1681 nt
Organism: Chilo suppressalis (striped riceborer)
Lineage: Eukaryota; Metazoa; Arthropoda; Insecta; Lepidoptera; Crambidae
Source: the annotation of a GenBank genome assembly
AAGUUAACAGUCAUUGGUGGCAAAUAAAACAUUAUUUUAGCUUGAGGUUGUGUCAUAAAUACAGAGAAUAACUUGAACGAGGAUGAGCAAGCAUGAGUCCAAGACGGAGGCCGAAGAAUCCAAUCGGAUGUGGGCCAGCGCCUCGUUCGUGGGUGUGCUCAUCAUCAUUGGACUGCCUCUGUGGUGGAAGACGACGGAAGUGUACAGGGUCGCGCUGCCAUACGACAAGAUCAGCUCGUUUGAUCAGCUACCGCGCAAGGUCGCCGUCGACCUAAAGAUCCUUGCGUAUGAUGACGUCACCGCUGCGGACCUGGAAGCACUCAUUGAGAAGGCUUUCGAAGACUCCGACAUAAUAAAGCCCAGGAUCCAGAAGGCGGUCCUAUCAGAUGAACUCCAUCAUGCAUUAGAAUACGUAGCAGACGAAUUGGACGCCGUAGAAGAAAUCAAUAGGGCUUACAACCUUACCGAACGUAACUGCUUCUACCUGGUGCAGAGACGGAACUUGUUCCAACAUGUGUGGCUUGGGGAGGAGAGGGUGAUGUUCUUCAGGGAUUCCGAAGCAUCGCGGUUGGUAGUAGAAUCUCUCCUCCGCUGGGUGUACCAGACGUCCGUCCUGUCCGGCGUGCGGUCGGAGACUGUGGACGCGGCCAGAAGCACGCGGUUACCACCCGCUGCCGGGUACCAUGUGGUUCUGUCCGUGGUGCAUCCUACGCCGGAUAAACUCGAAGUGGAGUUUGACGCUAAAGAAGCGGUGGAAGAUUACAUCGGCACGUUUGUGGACGAGCUGAGUUACCUGCACAACUUCACACUGAAGUCGCAGUGGCUCUACCUGCUGGAUUUCAAUUUCCAAGCCAAAGAGGUGAAAGAUAUCAACGAAGACAGAGGGCGCCACUUCUCCGUCCGUCGCGACAGACUGCACCUGCUACUGACUAGUCUAGAAGAACGCGCAGCUACCCACGUAGCCGCGUUGCCUACCAUUAAUCUGGCACUAUAUAUCGUGCCCUGCCAUCUGUCGCCGCUGCAGAUAUACUACGAUGACGAUAAACCAGUACAGGCCACAAUGCAAGCGUUCAUGUCUCCGAAAUGGGGUGGCGUGGUGUUUGCAAGCCCUUCGGCACCAGACUGCGGCCAUCAACACCCAGCGUUCCACCCUCACACCAGGCUGGUGAUGGGCACCUUCCUGGCCCAACUGAGGCCACUGCUGGGCAUCCCUGAAGUAGAUUAUAUACCCGAUGCAUUUCUGGUGCCGUUACGAUCUGUGGCAGCGCGCAAAUGGGAAGUGGACAGUUUAGUGCGUCUGCGCACUUUGGAACAAAUCACUUCGGCACAGAGGACACUGCAAUCACUGGCGCAGUUACUAGGUGAAAUAUCCAACAUCGUAAUAACCGACGAAGUGGGGGCCUCCAUCAACUCUGCAGUCGAAAGCAUUCAGGAAGCGAGCCACUUGCUAGCGGAGGGAGACAUUAUGAAUGCUUACGAUACUUCUAAACGGGCGUACUUGGCUGCGGAGACUGCGUUCAUGGACCCCAGUCUACUGGCACUCUUGUACUUUCCUGAUGAUCAGAAAUACGCUAUAUACAUCCCACUGUUCCUGCCAAUUAUGUUCCCAGUGGUGCUGUCACUCAAGAACUUGCUGCUAUGGUUCCGCGGCAAGCCAGUGCACAAAGAUAAAAUUGAAUAG